CUCUCCUCGGCUGCCUGACAGAGGCAGUCCUCCUCUCCUUCUACUCACCUGCCUGUGUGUCUCUCCCUCUCUCGGUCUGUCUCUUUGUUCAUGUGCCUGUCUGUCGUCUUUAAGCUUAGAAAUAUGGAGUGAACACAGAGCUCGGUAAUGGAGACCACGGUGGACCGGCGUUCCCGCUUUUACCCCCGCGAGAGGCACACAAACUCACCGGACAAAUAAGGCGUCAAAGGACGGCACGCCGGGUUUCAGCGGAAAGCGCCUGUCACUGCUAUUUACCACAGCGGCGCUCGCAAGUGUGAUCUCCUUCAUCCUCCUCCUCUUCCUCGCUGUCAGCACGUCUUGAAAAACAGAUGCCCUGCACGGGAAGUUACGGACUAAACACGGAUACAUUCUCCAAGUCGUCUUCUCCAAUUUCCGAGAAGCGCUCUCACCCGAAGGACUUCUUCCUCUAUGAGCCAGCUCUUCACUGACCUCAAAAACAAGCUCUUUGGCUGCCCCAGUGAGAAGAGCUCCCCCAACUCAGAUCGAGGCUUCUGAGAAAUGAGCUGCCAAUGUAAGUCCCUUGGCUGACCUCAGCGCUUCGCUGGAAAUAUCUUCAAAAGAAUCUCUCUUCUGGCCUGGAGGUCUUCUAGAGGGUUGGACCUCCUCGCCAUCAUGAAAGGCUUAGGGACCAACCGCAGCAGACACCUGUCUGAUUCCUGCGACCCUUCUGCAGACCAUUCAGAGGCCCUCUUUUCUCAGAAGACCACGACACUUCCUCGCAGCCCUUACUUGCUGAGUCCCACAAUGGACCACUAUGGCACCAUGGACCCCCACCUUUACUCUUCAGCCAACCCAAGCUCCCUCCCACCAGAAUGCAUGCUGCCCCUCAACAACCAGCUGUCCAACAGCAGCACCUUUCCUGGGAUUCACUACAACUCCUAUGACCAGUCUGAUUUUUCUCCUCCUGGGGACAGUAUCGGAGGAAUAAGCACAGGGACCUUGGGGACCUCCAUGUCGAUGGGCAUGGGGACGGGAAUGGGCAUGGGCAUGGGCAUGGCGGGGCUGAGCGCACGAACACCUAUGAUUACAAGUGGCUCAGCAACAAUUUCACAUCAUAUGACCAAGAACCAGACCCCACCAAGUCUGCUUGAGUUUGAUAAACAGUUACCUGGUGGCCGUGAUGGAUUCAGCACAUUGCAGUUUCACCGAACAUCUGCUGCUGCUGCUGCCAAGCAGCGUACGGACAGUCCUGGUCGUAUUCGUUACAUGCUGCACUCAGUGCAGAAGCUCUUUGCAAAGUCGCAGUCACUGGAGAGCCACAACAUGAAAGGAAAUGUUAAUGGACGGUCGACCGGCAGUGGAGGAGGUUCGUCUAGUACGGAGGACGGAGGGAAGCACAAUCGCAGAGCCAAAAGUAAAGAUCGAGGUACAAAAUCAGAAGCAACUGCCAAGCGACGGCCACGCUCCAACAUGUCGGGCUACUGGAGCUCGGAUGAUCUGGACAGCAGCGAUUUGAGCAGCUACCACAACACCAUGGCCAUGAUGACUCUCGGGCGUCCAUCUGGCCCCGACAGCCACGGGGGGCAGAACAGAUACAUCCACAGUGGCUACAACACUAUCAGCUCAUCUAAAAGCAGCAGUGACUUAAAGUAUCAGGCACUUCCUGGGCCAGGGGGUGGAGGAGGUGGUGGAUUAAGUGGACUAGGUGGAUUAAGUGGACCAGGAGGUUUGAUGAUGAAUGAUAGUGACUAUAUGAAAGGAGGGUCGUGGUCCACAUUAACCAUGGGUCAACCAAGACAGGUUAUUCAGAAGGGCUCAGCUACUCUGGACAGGUCCAUGCUCAAGUCCAAGUCCUGCCAACAAGAACUAACCUGCAACUACCUACAGGUUGGAAGAAGGGGUGACUGGAGCAGCUCAUUAGGUCGCAGCGGGGGUGCCAAUGAAAUCCCAUGCCGGCGGAUGCGGAGUGGUAGCUAUGUGAAGGCAAUGGGAGACAUGGAAGACAGCGAUGACUCUGAGGGAAGUCCCAAACCCUCACCAAAAACUGCUGCUCGGCGUCAGAGCUACCUCAGGGCUACCCAGCAGUCUCUGAGUGACCAGUUUCCCCCACGCAACUGUCUUCCAUCUCUCAGAGAGUUCUCCAAUAAUCGCAGCCUAGACAACCUAGACUGUAUCGGGAGUAUAGGCUCAUCUUUGCCACCAUGGGACGACGAUGACUUCAGCCAGGCUUGCAGUACCUUGGGCAGACGCAUGGGACAGCUACGAGACCUAGAAAGGAGCCAUCAUUAUGAAGACCGCAGCUCAGAUUCUACAUUUAGAGAUUCCCGUUCCCAUUCUCAGGACAACUCAGAGCCUCCAGACCUACCCAUGCCAACGUGCUUCCGAUCCCGCAGCCACAGCUACCUGAGAGCCAUCCAGGCUGGCUGUUCCCAAGACGACGAAGUUGCAUCCAUCGACUCGGGCUGCUCUCCGCCUCCCAUUGACACCACGGUUCGCACCUACAGCACCAGCACUGACGACCUGUCUGCACAAUGGAAGACAUGGAAAGAACAGUUUGGCUCUUACCUGAGAGCCACAGGCUUGGACAAAGAACCAAAGGAGAAACAACUUGCAAUUUUUCUUCAGCGUUUUGGGGCAGACAGACCACGCAUCCUACCCCCACGCACAGUCUCCACAUGCAUAACCACCUGUAAGAAAGCAGCUCCUCCACCAGUGCCACCCCGUACAACCUCCAAGCCCUACAUCUCAGUGACCGUGCAGAGCAGCACAGAAUCGGCCCAGGACAACUACUUGGACCAGCAGGACAGGAGGUCAGAGGUCAACAGCCAAUCUAGCCACGCUCAAAGCAAUUCUUCUGACAGCCUUGACAGCACCCGUGCCAACAGCCUGGCCCGGGGCAUUCCCCGCCCUCCGCACAUCAUCCCCACUCCUAUUGCUACCCCGAGAGAACCAAUUGCCCCCGCCACUGCAAAUGCUUCCACUGAGACAAGUGACUCUGUAGUCCAGCACGAACCCCUAAAAUCGGGAUUUAAUAAAGGAAAUCUUGCAGCAGAGGAGCCCCUAGUAGCCCCGGUGCCCAGGCGGAAACUUUCCUCCAUUGGCAUACAGGUGGACUGUAUUCAGGAAGUUGCACGAGAAGAGACUCCUCCCCUGACCAGAUUUCAAUCAAUUGGAGUACAGGUGGAGGACGGGUGGCAGCUCAGUCACUCCAGCAGCAUGGCCUCAAAACACGAAACAGACUCAGACACGCAGGACAUCUCUAUCAUCUCCCAUGUAAUUAAUGCCAGACCCACUGAGAAGAAAGUCAUGGUCAAUUGUGCCAGUCAGUCCAUGAGCUCCCCUCCUGGACGAGACUCUUUAGACAGCACCGACCCCACCGGUGACACCUCUUCACCUCCACCUCCCAGGCAGAUUCUCAACCGCUCCACCACAAGAAGCAGCUCUUCCUCUUUCUCGGAAAGUCUGGACCCAGCGUUGGACCCCUCUUCUCUCCCACCGCCAGACCCCUGGCUGGACAGCGGGAAUAACAGCAGUGUCCCUCAGAGCGGAGGAGGGGGAACGCUGUGUCGGAGGGACGGCCAGUGGUUCUUGAAGCUGCUGCAGGCCGAGACGGGACGCAUGGAAGGCUGGUGCCAGCAGAUGGAACAGGAAACCAAAGAUAACCAGCUCUCAGAAGAGGUGCUGGGGAAGAUUCGCAGUGCAGUAGGAAGUGCCCAACUCCUAAUGUCUCAGAAGUUUCAGCAGUUCCGGGGACUGUGUGAACAAAACUUGAAUACAAAUGCCAACCCACGCCCUACAGCCCAGGACCUGGCUGGUUUUUGGGACCUCCUUCAGCUAUCCAUUGAAGACAUCAGCCUCAAAUUUGAUGAGCUUUACCAUCUCAAGUCCAAUGACUGGCAGCCCGUGACAUCUGCAGCUGCCCAGUCAAAUUCUGAGCGGAAGGACGAGGAGAAGGCGGCGUCAAAGAAGCCUGGUAAGGUACGACCACCGCUGGGCCGCGAGAAGAGUGCCGACUCUUCAUCCAACUCUUCCUUGAGCUCGGCAGAGAAACAGCGACAAGAGGCUCGCAAGCGUCUGCUGGCUGCUAAGAAGGCUGCCUCGUUUCGCCAGAACUCGGCCACAGAGAGCGCAGACAGCAUCGAAAUUUACGUCCCUGAGGCCCAGACUCGUCUCUGAAAGAAACUGUGAGAGAGGGCCGUUGGGUUGGAACAAAGGACAGAUAAGUGUCAGUGAAACACCUGGAGAAAGGAGAGGAAGCUUUUGCAAUGUAAAUGAGCCAUCUCAGUGAAGAUGGGUACGGGUGGAGGGAAAAGAGUGGGAAAUUCCUGGGUUUGGAGGGUUUUGACACAUUCAUACAAUAAUAGGCUGGUCCUGGUGACUUCAAAUGAGCAAACAAGUCAUUGAAUAUUUCUCGGACCCAACGGACUUUGAAGCAGGAGACUCCUCAUUUGAGUCUUGCCAUUGAAAACCUCAGCUGAUGAACUUUAUCUUUUCUUGUUACUGUUCUUGAUAUCAUCAUAAAAAAUUGUUAAUGAAGGUAUUGUUAUAAUGACAAUUAUAUCCUAAAGAAUCUAUAUGAAGACUGUUUUAAAUGUUCCUGUAUCUCGGCUAUAAGAUAUUUUAAGCAGACAGAAGGCAAGCGUUAAUGCUUUUCUGUCUUCCAUCGUCCUGCUCUCUUCCCAGACCAUUGGCCAUCUUGUAGCUUUUGCACAACACCGCCUUGUGGCCAUCACAGACACUGCACACAUACCACAAACUCACCUCUGUGUGUCUUCCUCCUAUUUAUUUGUUUGUUUACUUUCUUCAUCAUUUGAGUUAUAUAAAAAUCAGUUUAGAUCAGGUUAUUACGAAUAGUUUUGGUGUGAUGAAACUGAAAGUCAGGUUUAAAGGGGUAUUUGUAUAGUUAGCAGUUACCUCUUGCGUAUGUCCUACAGAGUGGACUGUGUCAAAGAUGUUUUUUAACAAACUUUAGGUUUAGUGUCUGAAUGGAUUUUGAAUGAGAACGCAUCCCAAUAAUCAGGCAAAGCUUGAGGACAUUUUAGGAUACGCACUACCGCUCACUUGUUUUAGGCUAAUGUAGCACUGACCAGCAGAAAUGUUAUAAUUGGCAGCAAUUAAUUAAAAUUUCAGGCUUACAUACCUUCACUCCUGUGUUCUAAUGGCAUGAUCCCUAAUACCAGUUUGUCAUAUUAAAAGAAUAAUUAUUAGGAAACCUUUUUCAGUUAUGUUAACAUAGCUGACAAAACUUGUGCCAUUAACAGAAGCCAUUACAUUACAUGCCAUUACAUUCAAUGUUGUUUCUCUCACUGUGUCAUUCAAGGUUACUAUAGUUAACAAAAACUACCCUAAAAACUAAGAUUAGAUGUUUAAAAAGACAUUUUAGAUAACUAAAGUUUAAAAAAAACUGGGGGGAAUUUAAAACUAUAACUGAAACAAUUUUGUGAACUUGGAACACCAAUAAAUAUACAAAUAAAUAUAUAAAGGAGAUAUCCUUAGUUACUAUCUGUUAGUUAUGUCAAAAUUGUAUUACAGCUUGCCUGAAGAGGCUUUGAUGUGUUUGAAACUCAGGAUCUCUGGACACUGUGAACCAGCUGCUUUCAAAAAGUUAUGUGAUUUUAUUGUAAUACCUGGACUGAUUUUCCUAAAUCUUCCCUUUGACAUAUACAGUCCAUAUAAUAUGAAUUAAAAUGAACACUAAAACGAAACAUUUUCAAAGAAUAGAAACUAAAUUGAAAUAAGAGAAUCACCCCUGGAAAAUAACUGAAAAACAAACAGUCAAAAUAAAAGGUAAUUGGAAAUAGCUGAAGCAGGUCCAGAUAUUGUCACUUUAUAAAAACAUUUAUUGAUUCAUACAAUGUUUGUUUGUUUUUUUUUUUUACUACUUCUAGCUCAGAGAAGUGCAAACCAGCUCUAAAGAGAACAGAAAGAAUGAGAUAAAACCCUGUAGAUCAUUGCGCUAGGAGAUGUAAAUCAGAGUUUCUAGUCUUCUAUUGGCAGAUUUAUUAAAUGGUUCCCAUAAGAGCCAAAUCAUGUUGGUCUGUGAAAAGAACAGUACACACUGUUUAACUUUUCAGGCAUAUAAUAGGUAGUUCCCUUUUUUAAGAGAAUUUUGAGACUACACUAAAACCCAUAAAGGCUGAUGUAUCAGGCUCUUAACUAUCCAAUAUUUUUAAUCCGCGAUACAGUUUUCAUAACAUUAUCAAAUAGGUCAGGAGCACACUGCUUGCAUUACCAGUACCAUGUUUGCUUCUCGUGUUAACAAGUUAGAGCAGUCUGUCUGAGAAGCACGAGUCAGCACUCUGCAUCUAAAAACCCAGAAUGUCACUUUUUUUUUCUCCCCAAGUGAAACAUGCAGCUCUCAGCAAAAUCAGUGAAAAAAAUAAUCUAUUUAUAGUCAUGUUGUCAGGCUAGCAGCACUAUAACUGAUAUUUUUCUGUAUAAUUUAAAGAUGUGGAAUAUAUCUGAGAAACGUUUUUCACAAAUGUGGAAAAACGCAAGCUAAAUAAAAUGUCAUUAAUCUGAUAUAAUAUAGGAGAUAAUUACCAGAAACACAAUGAGGGUUAUAAUUAUAUUAUUAUCAAUAAGUUACCAGAAUCUUUGACAGGGAACAUCUUUGCUGGUGCACUCUUUCUUUCUGAACUGUGUGUGAGCCACAACACUUUAUCGAGAUAGCUGUCAUACAUAGAUAGAAGCUAGGUAGCUAACUUGCACUUGCUGAUGUAAUCUGCCACUGGAGCACAGGAUUGAUCCCUUGAUAUAGAUUCCAGUAAUGAUUGAUUAAUACAUUUUAAUUUGCAACAUUUUUGUAAACCUUUAUACGCAGCGUAAGGUUUAUCCUGCAGCAGCCCUAAAUUAACAGUAUUGGCAAUUACAAAAAUCUUUUUUUUGUGUAAUGGUUAAUCCACCGGCAUGCACACGCUCUUUAAUAAAAAUGAUGUGUUUAAUUCUAAAUAUAAUUAUUUUUGGUAACCAUGAAUUAUCAAAGUUGUUGUUUUGCAAAAGAGAUUUUUUUUUUUAUGAAGAUCCCAAAUUACUGUUAUUUGCUUGCAUUCACAAAUUAGUUUUUGUGCUUGAAUGUUAUAUGUCUGAUUAAUUUCAGACUUGUCUGAGAAGUCCAGUGUACCAGCUCAAGUUUGGGUAUAUUUUGAUUGGUCAUUUUUUUUAGUCUUAUACAUGUUUUCACAGAUGUGAAGUGGGAGUUUUGCAAAAUUACUUCAAACUUUUGAGGGGUAAUGUUUACCUGACAGAAUGACAUGGGGAACUAUAUACCGAAUAUUUAUUCCUUUUGUUGGGACAAAAUCUUUCACUCCUCCUGGUGUCUUUUGCCUUCUCUUUUCCACUCCCUUAGCAUUUUCUGUUUGUGCUGUAACUGCAGAUACAUAAAUAUUUGACUUCUUUAAGUGCUUUUAUUAACCUUAUUUAGGCUUCAUGCAGCAGGCACAGUGUGCAGGUUUUGUUUCAAGAAGUGUUUUUUGAUUUUAUUUUGCUUCCCAUCACUCAACAAAAUAACGAAAUCAAAGUUCAUUGUUACAUUAUCCCCCCCCCCUCCCCAUUAGAGGAGCACCCAAAAUACCUGCACUUAUUUUUAUUCAAAGAAGACUUUCUUAUUAAAGCAUUACAUACAUUAGUGAUUGUGUUUUCAUCAUUUAUUCAGUUGCUUUUUUUUUCUUUCCACUGAAGACUGCGUAAGCCAAAGAUGAAUUCACUGUUUUAAAUUCAUCUUGUGUAUUUAAAUGUCAGCUUCAAGGAACUCAACAGUCGACUGUGAAAAUAGAUUAAGUGCACUGUAGCCAUAGCAACAUAUAGAUUUAAAGAUUUUGAUAAGUCCGUGUUUGACAGCAGAACCGGCCAUCACUUGUGGAUCAAACCUCUCCGUUUGGUUCAUGAACUUAGGAGUUUGCAUUUUGAAAAGCAUCGUUUCUGAAGUCUGCAGCAGCAGGGGCUGAUUUUUCUUUUUUUUUUUCACUCAAGAAAACAUAUGAUGUCUCUGCCAUGUGUUUACAGUGAAAUUACAUAGCUGGCAUUGCAUAAUUUGCAUGAAGGGGACACAUCGCUUUGAUUGCACAUAUCCCCUCACUUUAGAUUUUUACACUGCGAGUAGCAUACCGAACCAGCGAGUCACCCAUAACAUGCCUUAGAUCAACCACUGUCAUUUGCCUGUCUUCCACUCUCAGUUGGUAAGCAAACAAACUCCAACUGUCCUCUCCUAAUUACUUGCCACUGACCUUAGCUGUUGCAGUGUCUGUUUCUCACCUGCUGUGAACCAGAAGUACAUAAUUUGAAUUGGAAAUACCUAGUAAGCACCACUUCUUACCCUUGAUUGCUCACCAUUCUUUCGCUGUUGUGUUUGCCUGCUGGGGAUGUCUCUCAGCCAGAAAAAUGGCACAAAGGUGUCAAUAGUUGGCUCCGUGAUGGCUGUCAGUAUACCCCCUUCCGUUUGACUGGGGGUGAAUAGGGCCGUUAACAUCUGAGGCCUACAGUGUGACUCAAACUUCGUGGUUGGCUUGAUUUAAUUUCUGACUGUCUGGAAAAAACUCGUCUGACGAAAUGUUUUCCUAAAAUAAGCAUAGAUGUCUCUUUUAUGUGUAAGCAGGACGGCUUCUAGUGGAUAUAUAUAUAUAUAUAUAUA
Pelmatolapia mariae (spotted tilapia) is the source of this 8611-nucleotide messenger RNA. RefSeq names its product discs, large (Drosophila) homolog-associated protein 4b (gene dlgap4b). Gene Ontology annotation, molecular function: molecular adaptor activity. The coding region runs from base 655 to 4158 and encodes 1167 amino acids. The transcript is spliced from 14 exons. Lineage: Eukaryota; Metazoa; Chordata; Actinopteri; Cichliformes; Cichlidae. Gene Ontology annotation, biological process: signaling. The record is from RefSeq and is a predicted model, not a curated record. Gene Ontology annotation, cellular component: glutamatergic synapse; postsynaptic specialization.